CAGCAUACUUCUCAUAACUUCUUGUUGCAAGGCUUAAAAAAAUAAAACGAACUUCUACGACCACUCACAAUUGUUCACAUUUCAGUCAUGGUUGAAAACUUGCUUCAUGUUGUUGGUGCAUGGGGUGUAUUUGGCAUCAUGGUCGCUAUUCUACUCGGUUUCUCCAUAUUUUUCACAGUAUACUAUUCCAGCGCAAGAGACAGAGAGCCAUUCGCUAUGAUCAUCACCAUCCUUGCUCUUACACUCUGUCUCUCAACUGUUACCCUCUUUCCAAUUGACAUCUUCUUGGUCUCGCGGACUUUGGACCCUGCAACAGGGCUUAGACGUCCCUGGGCUACGGACGAAGUUAUAGCCAGCAUGCAACUUGUCGUAAGCGUCGUCUACUAUGUCGCAUAUGGCCUGAUUGCAAGCUUCUGCUUUUUUUGGAUCCCACUUGCAUAUUUCUACUUUGAGGAAUUCGAAGAGGACCAAACAGUGCAGCGACGACUGAUGGCCUCUCUCAAGUACACAGCCUUUUUUAUCGUCAUUGCCUGUAUUUUAUUGGUGACAGGUCUAUUCAUCAAGCCCAAUGAUCAUGAUAACAGAGAUCUUGAAUGGCUUCGGAAAAUACUAGCUGCUUUGGAUGGACCUGGUGCGCUCGCGUUUGUCGCAGGAGUGUUGUCCAUUAUCGGGAUGUUAGUUCUUGUCUUUUACACGGCACCAGGACUUUCCUUGCUACCUAUGCAUCUAUUAGCUGGCUACCAAUCCAUCUCAGCAAAGGUCAAUGAAACUAAUGCAGAAUUAAUUGCGAAUAGAGAACGACUCAACGCCAUCAGGAACCGUUAUCCCCCUACAAGCAACUGUGAGAUUUCAGAACGUGAUCGUCUUGCGAUCAAUGAACUUGAAAGAGAGGAGCUGAUCCUGGAGAGCCGGUCGAGAAUGGUGCAGAGGACUAGAGAUAGUUGGGCAAACAAGUGUCAUUGGAUUGUCCGGCCAUUUGAGAUUGUAUUGGGACUUGCAGCGACAACCCUUACUAUACUGCUGAUCACGUCUAUCGCCAUCACAACGCUUGAUAACCUGAAAGAGGAGGGCUGCGGAGCUCCAUGUGGAUAUAUUCUGACACAUCCAAACCUCCCUAAUCCUCUCAACUUACUUUUCUUGGAACUGUCUCCAUUCUUUCCUGUUGACUACAUCUUAAUGUUAAUGAUCAUUCUCUACAUGUUCUGGGCCACUACCAAGGGCAUCAUAUCCAUCGGUAUUCGAUUUCUAUGGGUUAAUUUGUACAAGUUCCGAAGAGCCGCAACACAGCCACAAGGCUUGUUAGCAGCCACCAUGCUCCUGAUGCUUAGUCUUACAGGAAUGUACUAUUCACUUACUAUGACUGUUGCCCCUGAUUACUCAAUGUUUGGUAGUCAAAAAUAUUGCAACCACACUAUCACUAAUUCAACUAGAGACUGCAGCGACUAUCCUACAUUGAUCAUUCCAUGCCAUAUUGGUGCUCCUAUUGAACUCUGCACUCCAACUGUCACUUCAUCAAUUGUUUUGAAGAUUAUUCUGGGAACACCAGGACUUGGCAUUGCAUUCUAUUACACUCAAUGGCUACUCUUACUCGUAUUCGUAGGAGCUCUAGUAUUUAAUCUAGUACAAGGUUGCAGACAUGGAUUUGGAGUAGAUCCUGCUCUGGAAGACGGGGAAGAUAUGGAUGAUAUCGAAUCUAGGGGCUUAUCCAUCUUCACCGGGAACUGCGACGAAUAUUCCUUAAGAAUGGCAAUCGCUUGAAUAACCUGGAAGCCCCAGCAUGCACUUAAAAAAUGGGCAUUUUAACAACUUGACUUCAGACCUCUUUAAUCCAUGUUGCGGAUAAACAGAAGUAUUUUCAUAUAUAGUGCUCCCAUUCAUUA
Molecule: messenger RNA, 1880 nt
Organism: Lobosporangium transversale
Lineage: Eukaryota; Fungi; Mortierellomycota; Mortierellomycetes; Mortierellales; Mortierellaceae
Exons: 8
Coding region: 88-1758 (556 amino acids)
Biological process (GO): protein localization to vacuole
Cellular component (GO): vacuolar membrane
Source: RefSeq, a predicted model, not a curated record